Molecule: messenger RNA, 9249 nt
Organism: Varroa destructor (honeybee mite)
Lineage: Eukaryota; Metazoa; Arthropoda; Arachnida; Mesostigmata; Varroidae
Product: serine/threonine-protein kinase PAK 2-like
Biological process (GO): protein phosphorylation
Molecular function (GO): ATP binding; protein serine/threonine kinase activity
Source: RefSeq, a predicted model, not a curated record
CUACGUUAUUACUUUAAACGUUUAGAACUAACGCCCCUUCCUUUCCGGUAAUUGUGUCAGCAAAGAUCAUCUCAUAAUGGUGCUGUGCUCGCCUACGCCAAUGUUUGCUUCCACUGUACUCGCCAUGCCUCGACACUCUAUUCCUCUCUCCCAUUCGUGCUGCGUCUGGAUGAGACCAUCGUUGUUUUGAACGUCGUUUUCGUCUGCUGCUGUAGCAGAAACAGUCGGCCGCUGCCGCCGCCGCAGUACCACGAAGAAACAUGUCGUCGUCGGAGUGAGCUAGGACGGAAAGAAAGCGAGAGAAACAAAGUGCCGUGCUCGGGUUUCUUGCGCUACGUAAUCGUAGAGUAGUCGAAUUAGUAGGUGGUGAUGCUGUUGGUGGCUCCAUCCACUCCGCCAGGGGGCUGUGUACAAACGACGAAUAGCUCUCUGUCUGUCUGUCUGUCUGUCUGUCUGUCUUCGUUUACCUGUCGGCCUUGCGACCGCUGUCGGUGCUGUGGAAGUUUCUGCGUGUUUGGGUCUGCUGCUAAUACUGCUGCUCUGUAUUUUGUCGACUCUCGUAGUGAUUCGGCGGCGAGGCACUCCUAAAGACACAGCACCGAAACGGACGACGGGAACAGAUCACGACAAAAAUCUGCGCCAGUGGCAGCACUGGCAAAAAGCAGACUGUGCAACUUAAGUGUUGACUGGACGCCUCCCGACCGAUCACUACGAACUUACAGCAGGCAGACAAACCACCCAGCUAAUGAGCUGUUCUUAGUUCGUGUAGUUGAACCGAUAUCAGCCGCCGCAGCAGCAGUGAAAAAAAAAAAACAAGUAGAUUGGAGCUCCAGCGCUCGAUGUGUUCGUCGUCUUUUUUAGCGUCGAAUCGGCGCCUGUUUGACGGAUUAGUCGGUUCGGUCUGGUGAAUAAGACGGGCGCCGUUACUUUACUUGUUAGAGUGGCGCGGCGACUCUGCCUCUAUUGCACUCUGUACAAUAGUUGUUUUACAUCUCUGACUGCCUGAGGGAUUUCUCGUGUGCGGUUCAGUUCGCUUGCUGACUGGGGGAGGGGAUGGGGUGGGGUGGUGGGGUACCGGAGUGAGUACGUUUACUCUAAGUACGGCUCCUAUGGGCUGCUAACCUCCGUCCCUGCCAGCCUGGUGCGGUUGUUGAUCACAGGGGAGCAGUUACGACUAAGGUUUCCCUAUGUAUGAGCGAAUAGUCCAGCCUGCGAGAGAUGUGAUGUCCUGCUGAGGUGUUGGGGGCACCACACACCUCUUCAAAUUCGCGAGAAGACGGCUGGAUAAACACUGUCUAAAUCGCAAAGCGAUUCGCUCUUUCGCGAAUGCAUCCUUUAUGUGAGUGUGUGAUAGUUACGUGUGACUCCAUCGGAAUACCAACAUCGUGAAUGUUUGCGUGCAUUCUUCGAAGACCCUCCGCUAUCAUUAUUGCGACUAAUUAUUGGUUCGGGUACAUAGAUAACCGUAGCUCUGCGCUGCAUGUCGGUCACGGAAAUUGAUUUAUUGCUACUACUGCCGCGUUGAAAUGCUGUUGUAUUUGGACCAGAGUGACAACAUCGGAGGCGACAAGAAACGGUACAAGCGCGUGCAGAAGCCAUAGUAGCAUACUCUCUGCGACUCCAUCAUCGUGGUGCAGGAGAAUUUCCUGCUGUCAGCGUGAAAUGUGUGGGUGUGAGGUCGCUCGCGGUUCAAACCAUUUCACGUUUGAAGACAGCGCUAUAAAAUGAAUAGUUCAUGCUUAUCUAUGGGCUUUUGACGAACACCACACUUUAGGCGACUGCGUUUCGGAAGCAAAGAAGAACGAGCGUUGCGAAACAUCUCUAGCUAAAACUGUUGUGCUCUUUGCACGUUGACGCCGAUCAGAAGAAAUCCAAACAGAGAUGUAGAGAUUGAGAGGUGGCGGUAAUCGUUGUCCGUCGCGUCUCCUCUUCGUAAACAGUUCUAUUACUGUCGACUUCCUGAGAUUCGUGUGGGAUAAGGAAUUCUUUUCAAACAUCGGCUCAGCUUCCGCUAGUGUCACCCCAGUGGACAGGUAUUACUGCGGCGCAAGAACGGCUUGCUGACGGACGUAUGGGACCUAGUGGAUUUCGAGUUUAGUGUGCUAAACUCAAAAUCGUUUAGGUCGUCCGGGACGGACAGAACUGUUUCGAAAUCGAUCUGCUAAUAGAUGAAGGUUGUGACCCGCUAACGGGAUACGAAGGGGCAAGUCAUUUGGAUCUAUCGUGUCCGAAGUGGCUUUUCAAACUAGUAUUACCCGAUUGCCGUAAGGCCCAAAAUGGACAUUAGCAAUUUUGAAAAAGUAAGAUCGAGUUCCUGUCGUCGUCUAUUAAAACGGUUCAUGAUAAAACAUUCAGGACUAUUGGCACAUCCACACAAGUGUGGACGUCAGCAGAUAAGGAGCUGCGUAUCACACAUGUAUAGAAAGGGCCCAGACGCCAGAUGUCAUCAGCUGGCUCUCGCACCAAUUUUUUUCGUACUCACCUAAUCAUUCAUUAAUGAUUAAUGAACUUACGUAACGCUAUUGUUAACGAAAACACACAACGAAGUUGAUCGUGAAGAUUUAUACAACUUACGACAGUUUUUUAUGCUGUCAAUAGCGGAAGUCAAGGGACAUCGUCAUUUUCUUGUUUGUUAGCAAAACAAAACUGCGGUAAAACAAACCUGUGGAGUGUAGUGACUCUGCGUCGAUCGCAGAACCUGUGGUGAUUGUGGUGGAUCAAGGUGACUAGGGCCGCACCUUGGUGGGUUCAGUUGCCUAGCUGACAACUGAGACGACUGCGAAGAUAGCAAACAUAUCAGCCAUCGUCGCGCCACAUAAUGUCGACUUCAGAAGAUAAACCCCCACCGCCCCCUGUGCGGCUUACAUCGGCGCAGGCGAGAAAUCCUGCCGCGUCCCUGCCUCUCGAGUUGAGACCAUUGCCUCCGGAGCCGUCAAAACACAAACACAAACAUGGGGCUGAACCAGCACAGAUAACGAUUUCGAAGCCAACAAACUUCGCGCACAAAAUGCACGUAGGAUUUGAUCCGAUUACGGGUGAAUUUACUGGUCUUCCUUCGGCAUGGAUGAAGCUGUUGCAGACAUCAAAUAUUUCGAAAAGAGAACAGGAAACAAAUCCGCAGGCUGUCAUCGAUGCGUUGAAUUUCUACGACAACCAAAAAUUGUCGGAGUCCGGCCAAAGCGGUCUUGGGGGCCCCCGCGAUAUGAGACCAAAGUACCUUAUGCAGGGGGGAGGCGGCUAUCCAUUGUCGACGACUUCUGAAGAAAGUGUGGCUUCAGGUGCCACUGACAAAGUGUCAACGCCAAGCGAGAGCGGUCCCUCACGGCAUGUAUCAUGCGGCAGUAGGACAUCAGUGGCAUCCGAGGAACGAUCCUUGAGUUCGGAAGCGUCGACGGCCGGGACCCCACAAGGAAUGCAACCUCCAGGGGUAGCAUUACGCUCAAAAGCUCCCUCUCCUCCACCUCGGCCUGAACGGACGAGAUCCCUGUACACGAGGCCAGUCUCCACGUUAUCGUCGCCGUCACCAAUAUCAACGACGGUCGCAUCGCCCAAAGAGGAGGAGCGAAAUCGGAAUCUUCCUGGUGGAGAAAAUAUUGACCUAACCAAUAACAACGAUAGCGGUGCAGGUGAUGCUGGUCAGAGAACUACGCCAGAAGUAACGCCCUGCGUUGAAACGACAACUCUUCACGACCAAGUUGCUACGGAACCGCCUGCCGAUAAUGAUGCAGCGCAGGUACGAACGCGUUCGAGCCAGAAAAAGAAGAUGUCCGAAGAACAGGUGAUUGAAUUGCUCAAGGGCAUCAUCUCAGUUGGGGACCCACACUCGAAGUACACAAAGCUGAGGAAAAUUGGACAGGGUGCGUCUGGGGUCGUGUACACGGCCAUUGAGACGGCGACCGGAUCAGAAGUCGCUAUCAAACAAAUGGUCUUAGCGCAGCAACCCAAACGCGAGCUUAUCAUCAAUGAGAUUCAGGUUCUAAAGUCAUUGCGGCAUCCAAAUAUUGUCAACUAUUUAGACUCUUAUUUGGUGCAAGGCGUACCGUGUUCAGUGCCACCCAGUGGCGGCUCUGCAGGAAGCGGUCAGAUGGAGCUGUGGGUUUGCAUGGAGUACUUAGCCGGAGGCCAGCUGACGGACGUCGUCACAGAAACGCUCCUCGACGAAGGACAAAUUGCAGCUGUACUCCGAGAGGUGCUGCUCGCGUUGGAGUUCCUUCACUCGAAGCGUAUCAUUCACCGAGACAUCAAGAGCGAUAACGUCUUGUUAGGUAUGGAUGGAGGUGUCAAACUGACGGAUUUCGGCUUUUGCGCUCAACUGGGAGGCGCCGCAGAGGCGCAUAAACGAUCUACGAUGGUUGGCACACCAUACUGGAUGAGCCCGGAGAUCGUGACGCGGAAACAGUAUGGGCCAAAGGUAGAUAUUUGGUCACUGGGAAUCAUGGCUAUCGAGAUGAUCGAAGGGGAACCACCGUAUCUCAACGAAAACCAACUUCGAGCGCUCUACUUAAUUGCAACCAAUGGCAGACCAACAAUUAAGGAACGUGACAAACUCAGUCCACUUUUGCAGGACUUCUUGGACUCCUGUUUAACGGUCGACCCUAACCAUCGGCCGUCGGCCUCGCAGAUGCUUCAACAUGCGUUCCUCAAACUGGCACGGCCUCUAAUUACCUUACAUCCAUUGAUCGUUGCCGCUAAGGAAGCAAUCAAACAGCACCAAUAGAUGAAAAAAGUUAACAAGCUACUACAUCAAAUAGCCUUGAGGCAUAAAAAACGCAAUUAAAAAAAGAAGACAGCUAACAUAAUUGCUGCUUUACUUCAUCUGCUGACGUAAAUGUCGCCUGCAGUAAACAAUCACUGAUUUCAGGCAUAAUAAGAAUGAUUUUCAGUGGUCGUGACACACGUGUUGUAGUUGCUGGAUUAAGUUACCUCUUUCAACAAAUGCAAAAAACGAAAAAAAAAUCGAUACUAUUAGGAAACAGGUACUACUACAAUAACGAGAGGUAGGUCUACAGGCGCCAAAACUCCGCCCAAAAUGAGGUCCAGGUCGUUGUUUUUCCGUCAAUUAUUGAACCCACGAACUGACGCUUAAUAUUUAGCUGAAGCAGAACAUGGGGCUGACUGACCGUAGCAGCUUUGACAAGCAACAAUCCUUGGAGGAGUCAUUUAAACGAAUUUAAGUAUGAAGUCUUAUUCAUCCGCCAUACUCUCGUUGAUUGUGCGAAAGAGCAAAUAGUAGAGAGUGUCAACGAAGUAUACAGUAGCGCAGCGUAAACAAGAAUUAAGACAUCUCUAAUCUAUUGCUCGUUCGCAAAAAGAACUCAUUGACCGGUAAAUUCAUUGAUUCGUUGGAGAAAACUGCAGGCUUGUUGAAGUAUAACCGUUCUUAAACCACAGUAAUAAGUGCAACACCAGGGGGGAGAGAGUGAACGGCGCCGCUCUCAACAUCUCACAGAGUCGAAUCCCAUCGCUAUGUGAGGCGGCAUCGUUAGUACGAGAAAGAACUACCAGGCACGUCGAAGAACAACGGAAUUUCCAUAUGGUCGGUGUCGUCAACGUCUCGGUGGCGCCAACAAUUACCACUCGCAGAAUCACAUGGUACGUUGACUGUUCUAUGAUGAUGUUCCAUGCGUAACAUUGAUGAAUUUACUAUGCCCAAACAUUGUCACCUUUUCCGUUGAAAUCGAACCACUUCACUGAACUGUGGUACGACGUCGUCUGAUUGACUCCGUGGACGCUCGGUUGGUUAGAAAGGACACAGCAGCUGAAUGCUUUCACUAACGUAAACUGGGAUGCAUUCUGUACCGUAAAUAUAUAUUUAUAUAAUACCGCGACACUUGUAGACAUUAAUUAGUCUACGAUGCGUUUACGCGUCAUUCGUAGGAAUAAGAGAUCGAGUCUCAAUAUCUGAUGAGGACAGUAAGACACUGUGUUUCAUGGUUUGAACGGAGAUUGUCAUAUGAGAUGACAUAGCGCAGAUCAAACGAUGCAUAACGAACUAACAACAGGAUGAAGUUUAGGGAGGUUAACAUGUGACGUCGAAAAGAUAUGUACAUAGUUAGAAUGAACACAAAAUAGAAGGAACAAAACAAGAGGUGACCUUGUAAGAAGGAGUUACUAGGACAAGAUGGUGCACGCCUCAGUUUGCAGGAAAAGAUUCAUUUAUCUUCCGGAAUCUUUCCCUUCCGUGAUAGCAGAAGAAAAACGAAAACAAUGACGGCGAGGAGGAGAAGGAGAGAGGAGAGAGAGCGUAGCACGGGGAACAAACAUUCGGAUUAGCUGGUGUGCAUUACGUGAUUGCGACAUUCACGGUCUGGACGUUUUGGGACGAUAGACACUAAAUUUCGGGAAACCUGAUUGAGGCUUAUAGGAGUUGCUCAGAUGUGAGACAACUACGCUCUGACAACCGGCUGAAAUUUCCAACUCACGCAUUCGGUACACAUACUUGAUCGACCUCGGCCGAUUCGGGAUGUUAGGCUGGAUAACGGUGGGAAGCUAAUCAGGGGUAAGGAGAAUUUAGCUAUUAUUUAAAUUACUAAUCCAUGAACUCACCCAUUAUAAUAGAACGACAACAAUAGUAGUUAAGAAGUAGUAAUGCUAUGAAUAAUACUAAUAAGAAUAAUAUAAAUAUGCAUAAUACCAUGUACACUUAGUGUCAUGUUGACGUUGAAAUACAUAUACUCUCUCAUAAUACUGCGCUGUUAUAAUGGCACGAGUAUUACCACGCACACACACACAAAUCGUAGGCGAAUAAGCAAACACAAAAUAGACUACGACCCAUUUGACAUGUUGAAGGCCAUUAGGCCGCUGUAAUAAACAUAAUUUUAUUCUAGUAGUAUUUAGUCUGAACAGUAAUGCUAAAAGAGCGUAAACCGUUGACGAAUUUUAAUCAGUUAAAAAGUAAGCUUGUGAUGCUGGUAUAAAUGGUGAUUAAUAACAAUAACAGUAGUAGCAGACGACUAUAAACAGAUUCAAGGGAUGUCCCCGAGAUGGCGUUGUGGGUAGCAUGUUUACCUGCUAAAGAUAUUGGAUGGCCUGGGUUCGAAUUCGAGCGUAGGUCACCUCGUUUCCUGCUGGCAGUACUUGAAACAUUUAGUUUUCUAGUGAGACUAGAUUUCUGAAAACCACAGAGGCCCAGAAAUAAAUGGAAACUUGCAUAUCUAGAGAAAAUCUAAAGAAAAGCAUAGAAAAACAUGAUAUACGCAGGCAAAACGACAUACAGUUUAAUAUAUUCAAGCACAUUGAUAUAUAUCGAAUUGAAUCGCAAAAAAAAACGGUCGUAGUGUUGAUUGAUUCGUAGUUAGUCAAACGCAUCCAAUGGUUCGCAGUGAAACUGGAGCAGCGAAAUGAUCUAGCGCUGCGAUGGAUGACUGAAAUUAUCAAUUUCACCAUGCUGUUAGCAUGUUGCUUAUUCUGCCAGGGCAGGUGGUCAGUGGACCUGUAUAAUACAAUUCUCCUCAGUUUUACCUCUUAAUCAAUAAUCGACGAAUAUACCUUGCAUUUUUAUUCGAAGGGAAUGAAUCAUACUUUGUUUUUAUUCUCUAGCCAUACCAUUUACGGUAUCGAAUUUUAGCGGACAAGCUUUUUUGGGGACCACCUCUUUUAAGUGCAACUGCCAAUUUAAUAGCUUUGUGAUGCAAUAGCUUCAAAUUGUUUGCACUAAAUUGCAAUAAGCUUGUCUAGUUCGGUAUCGAUUCUGCGCCCCAAAGGCGCCAUACUAAAAAAAAAAAUAAUAGACAAAGCUCCGCACUGACUUUGGUAGCAAUAGGUUUAGUUGUUUCAGAGUUCAGUAACAGAACAGACCUGGAGACAGGGAGACACACGGAAACACAAGUACAGCAAUAGAUUUGUACAUACGCAUUUAAACACGUCUAUAGACAGGCAGAUUGGAUACUAAAGAGAUAAAAAAUAAGAAAGCCUGCUCCGAAUCUAACAUAGAAGGAGAAGUUUGUUACAAAAUUUACGAAUGAUGGCUGAAUCGAUUAAAACUAUACGAACGAUAUAAACAAAAGUUAAUAAUAAUAAACAAAAACCAAUCAAACGAUAAGCUCGAAAAACGAAUUCAUCUACCCAAACACAAGAGUUAUGAAGCAUGAUAUAAUACGAAUUGACUUAUUGUUGCAGCUUUGCUACAGUAGAAAUGACGAAUGUAUGAUCUAUCUUAUAUGAAAAUUACGACGGGAUAAUCUGAGAUCGAUAUUCCACUGUGGCCAGUUUCCUUUGUCGCUCUGGACGCUUGACACGUUGCAAUCGACGUGCGAUCCAAUCGUGGCGGUGGAGGCUAUUAUAGUGGAAAACGUGUGAUUCAAAUUAGGAUGGAUUCCAGUUGAAAUAGUAAUCUAUUAGAUAGAGAUUGCUGUGUUUGUUUUAUCUUGAAGAGAAAUCAUUUUUGUAAAAAGAACGGCCUAAAAACUCCAUACGGAAUACUACAUUAUUAAGGGGGUGUUGAAAGCCGCUGAUGGUAACGGAACGUGAUGUAGCUAGGGUGAAAGACGGGCUUGGUCGAUGAAAACGAGGACAGCUAAUAAGGAUAAACAGGAGAAAGGACUGACGUCGGUUCUAUAGGGAAGGGCUGUAUGUGUACCUGUAUGACGUGUGAUGAGAACGAUGAUUACGAUCCUGAUGGCGAACUUAGAAGAUACGGAAUGAGCAUGGUAAGCUGGCCGAUGAACUAGUCCGGUUUAAAUGCUGGGACAGAGAAAGAAUUAACAAGUAAAUAUGACAGAACAAGCUAGAUAAAGGGUGGAAAUAAUUAACGACGGGAGAAGAAAUGGUAUUGAUUGCGAACGAUACAUAAAAUGAAUAAUAGAACGCAGUACGGACGCGUAAAAAAUUGAUGACUGAUGAUCUGGUCGAUAGACCGAUGACGACUGCUGGUACACAGUCUCCAGUGUAAUGUAAUAAUGAAGUAAUGAUAAAAUAUAUAUAUAUAUAUAUAUAUAUAUAUUAAUGAAAGAUAACAAUAAUAAUUAUUAUUUUAAGAUGCUAAACACUAAGAGCGAACGAAUGGGUUUAUGAAGGUGACACCUCAAAACUCACAAAAACAGAACACACAAAAAUAUAGAAAAACGGGAGGAAGUUGAUUAUGAUGAAACGUAUUUGCCGAACUUAGUGACGAAGCGGCAAAGAAUUAACGAUGUGGUCCUCUUUCUCGAGAAAUGGCUCACAGAUGGAACAACCGUCGAGAGAUUGAGGAGAAUUGAAUUGCUGGAAAAGAGUAACAGAAAAUAAAUGUAAAUGAUUCAAUGCUCCUUA